Scomber japonicus (chub mackerel) is the source of this 11594-nucleotide messenger RNA. RefSeq names its product cadherin-related 23 (gene cdh23). NCBI's taxonomy places the organism in Eukaryota, Metazoa, Chordata, Actinopteri, Scombriformes, Scombridae. Gene Ontology annotation, molecular function: calcium ion binding; cadherin binding. Gene Ontology annotation, biological process: homophilic cell-cell adhesion. The transcript is spliced from 69 exons. Gene Ontology annotation, cellular component: plasma membrane; catenin complex. The record is from RefSeq and is a predicted model, not a curated record. Bases 1 to 10107 code for a protein of 3368 amino acids.
AUGUCGUGGAGUGUGGGUUUAGGCGGCAGGAUGACAUUUGCCAAGCUCCUCCUUCCCUUCCUAGUUCUCCACUCUUUCUGUGAAGCUAGCUCCAACCAGCCUCCACGCUUCCUGAACUACUUCUUCUCGACCUACCUUCUCAUCUAUGAAGAUAUGCCUGUUGGUUCAUCAGUGGCCCAGCUGAAGGCGAUUGAUCCUGAGGGGGAACCCCUCAUAUAUGGCGUUUCAGGAGAGGAGGCAAUGAAGUAUUUUUCAGUGAAUAAAGACACUGGCGUGGUCUGGCUUCGACAACAGCUCGACCGUGAGGCCAAGUCAGAGAUGCAGGUCGAAUUCUACGUGAGUGACAUUCAAGAGGUGGUCAAAGACACAGUAAACAUCCAGAUUGGAGACGUGAACGAUAAUGCACCAAUCUUCCACGGGCAGCCUUACACCGUCCACAUCCCAGAGAACACACCAGUGGGACGAUCUGUGUUUAUGGUGAACGCCACAGAUCCAGACCAGGGCACCGGAGGCAGCGUUCUCUUCUCUUUCCAGCCUCCGUCUUCCUUCUUCUCUAUCGACGGGGCCCGAGGCACCGUCACGGUUAUCAAGUCGCUGGAUUAUGAGACAACCUCAGCCUACCAACUCACCGUCAACGCCACGGAUCAAGACAAAGUGAGACCUCUCUCCCGACUUGCCAACUUGGCCAUCACCAUCACUGAUGUCCAGGACAUGGAUCCCAUUUUCACCAAUCUGCCCUACAGUACCAACAUAGAGGAGGACGUUCCCCUGGGAUACGAGGUGCGGAAGAUAACAGCCAUUGACCAGGAUCUGGGCCGACCGAGAGGCAUCGGCUACACCAUCAUCUCAGGGAACACCAACAGCGUUUUUGCCCUGGACUACAUCAGCGGUGCCCUGACAGUGAACGGCCAGCUGGACAGAGAAAAUCCACUCUACUCAGCAGGAUUCACUCUCACUGUCAAGGCCACAGAGUUGAAAGAUGAUCGCAGUCCAUCAGAGGCCACAGUGAUGACCACCUUCACCAUCCUGCUAAUUGACAAGAAUGACAAUGCCCCAAAGUUCAACAGUUCUGAGUACCGGGUCCGCAUCACUGAACUUGCCCAGGUGGGCUUUGCUCUGCCCCUCUUCAUCCAGGCUGAAGAUAAAGAUGAGGGGGUGAACAGCAUGUUCCAGGUGUUUCUGACGGGAAACAAUUCAGAGUACUUCACCAUCUCCCCCACAGCAGUACAGGGGCGUGCUGACAUCAGGAUGAGGGUAGCCCUGCCACUGGACUUCGAAUAUAUUCGCAGCUACAGUUUUUCUCUCUAUGCCAACGAGUCUAUGUCCGACCAUGUGGGAUUCGCCCGUGUCUUUAUUGAGCUGAUCAAUGAGAAUGACAACCGGCCCAUCUUCAGCAAACCUCUGUACAACAUCAGCCUUCCUGAGAACACACCAAGUGGUACCUCACUGAUACGUAUCCUGGCUACAGACGGAGAUGUGGGCACAUUUGGGAGUGUUCAGUACUACUUCAGUGAUGAGCCAGACCAGUUUUUAUUGGAUGCUGAGACAGGCUGGGUCACUCUGCGGGCCAGUCUGGAUUAUGAGUUGAUGCGUCGCUUCACGCUGACUGUGCUGGCGAGGGAUGGAGGUGGAGAGGAGACGACAGGCAGGGUUCGGAUCAACGUGUUAGACGUCAACGACAACACGCCACUCUUCCAGAAGGAGGCGUACGUGGGUUCGCUGAGAGAGAACGAACAGGCUGUCCAGUCAGUAGCACGACUCAGGGCAACAGAUGAGGACUCUCCUCCGAAUAACUUCCUGACAUACACCAUCACUUCAGCUUCUGCCUUCCCUGAUUACUUCAGCAUCAUCAUAGUGGAGGGAUACGCAGUGAUCAGUGUGAUGAGGCCUCUGGAUUAUGAGCAGGUUCCCAAAGGGAUGAUCUAUUUGACGGUGAUGGCUAAAGAUGGAGGAAACCCAGCCCUCAACAGCACUGUCUCUGUCACAGUGGAAGUGAUUGAUGAAAAUGACAACCCACCCGAGUUCAGCAAGCCAUCCUACAUCGUCAAAAUCCCUGAGAAUAUUAUUGCCGGGGCAACUGUGCUGGUUGUGAAUGCUACUGAUUUGGACGCCUCACGGGAGUUUGGCCAGGCCUCACUCAUCUACUCCCUGGAGGGUUCCUCUCAGUUCCGUCUCAACUCACGAUCAGGUGAGAUCACCACCACAGCCUUGCUGGACCGAGAGCUGAAAUCAGAGUACAUACUGAUAGUCAGAGCAGUGGAUGGAGGGGUGGGCCCACAGCAGAAAACUGGCAUUGCCACGGUGAACAUCACCAUCCUGGACAUCAAUGACAAUGCCCCCAUGUGGCGAGACGAGCCAUAUCAUACCAAUGUGGUGGAGAUGAGCCCAAUAAACACUGACGUUAUCUCUGUGUUGGCAGUGGACCCUGACAAUUGGGAAAAUGGGACAGUGGUGUACAGUAUCAGUCCAGAAAACCCUUUCUACACCAUAAACAGCAGUACCGGGAAGAUCCGCACCAGUGGGGUAACCCUAGACAGGGAAAGCUCCAACCCCAGGGAUGCAGCGCUCAUGAGGACUAUUAUCAUCUCAGCUGUCGACCGUGGUACACCUCCACUGCAUGCAACAGCAAGCACCACAGUAUUUGUCAAUCUACUGGAUCUCAAUGACAACGACCCAACCUUUGUCAAUCUGCCCUUUGUGGCUGAAGUGCCAGAGGGACUGCCCAUUGGAUCCUCAGUUUUUAAGGUCCAGGUGGAGGACCCAGAUGAAGAUAAAAAUGGUUUGAUUACCAUGGCGUUACAGAUGGGCAUGCCUCGCUUGGAUUUCUACCUGAACACUUCGACUGGCAUUCUCACCUCCACAGCAAUCCUCGAUCGUGAGCAGAUGGGACAGUACCAUUUGAGGAUUAUAGCCUACGAUGCAGGGAAGUUCCCACGCACCUCCACUUCAACUCUCACUGUCACAGUCCUGGAUGUAAAUGAUGAGACGCCCACCUUCAACCCUCGCGUGUACAAUGUUACCCUGAAGGAGAGUGUCCCUAGAGACCACAUUGUAGCUCGCCUCAGCUGCUCUGACAACGACGCCGGCCUCAACGCCGAACUUAGCUACUUCAUCACAGGUGGUAAUCAGGAUGGUAAAUUCAGCGUGGGCUUCAGGGAUGGCAUUGUUCGGACAGUGGUUGGUCUAGACAGAGAAACUCAGGCGGCAUACACUCUGGUGGUAGAAGCUAUCGACAACGGUCCAGCAGGCAGCAGGAGGACAGGCACAGCCACUGUAUUUGUUGAAGUGCAGGACGUAAAUGACAACAGGCCCAUCUUCCUCCAAAAUAGCUACGAGACCAGCAUACUGGAGAGCGUCCCCCGAGGAACCAGCAUCCUUCAGGUGCAAGCUACAGAUGCAGACCAGGGGGAGAAUGGCCGAGUUCUGUACAGAAUCAUCACUGGUAAUAACAAUCUGUUCAGCAUAGACAGGCAGACAGGGCUGGUGACAAGAGGCCUCAGGGCUCUGGACAGAGAAACCAGCAGCUCCCAUGUGUUGGAAGUGGAGGCCUUCAACAGUGACGAGGGCAGCAUGAGGAGCUCUGUGAGGGUGAUCGUAUAUGUGGACGAUGCCAACGAUGAGGUGCCAGUGUUUACCCAGCAACAAUACAACCGUCUGGGCCUCAGAGAGACUGCUGGCAUUGGCACUUCUGUGAUUGUGGUUCGUGCCACAGACCCUGACUCUGGUGAUGGUGGAGCUGUAGCUUAUGCACUUGUGUCCGGCUCAGACCGCAAGUUUGAGGUGGACGUGAGCACCGGCCUAGUAACCACCGUGGACUAUCUGGACUAUGAGACCAAGACCACAUAUCUGAUGAACGUCUCAGCUACUGACCAGGCCCCACCUUUCCACCGGGGCUUUUGCACCGUCUACGUCACCCUACUUAAUGAGCUGGAUGAGGCCGUGGCCUUCUUCUCAGCCGGUUACGAGGCCUCGCUGCGUGAGAACAUCGCCACUGGGACGGAGGUGGUCCAGGUGCAGGCCCAGUCGGCCGACAACUUAAACCAGCUGACUUACAGAUUCGACCCUGAUACGUCCCCCGCAGCUCUAGCCCUCUUCAAGAUAGACAGCGUCACGGGCCGUAUCACAGUGACAGGCCUGCUGGAUAGAGAGAAGGGAGAUAUGUACACCUUGACUGUUGUAGCCGAUGAUGGAGGACCUAAAAAGGACUCCACUGUGAAGGUAUCAAUCACCAUCCUGGAUGUGAACGACAACAGACCCGAGUUUGACAUCACAUCUGAUACUUCAGUGGACAUCCUGGAAAACACACCCAUGGGGAAGAGAGUGGCAGUUGUGCUGGGAAGGGACAAAGAUGCUGGAUUGAAUGGACUGGUCAAUUUUACUCUGGUGGCAGGCAACAUGGAGGAUGUGUUCAAGAUCAAGACAGUGAACCACACCUAUGGGGAGGUCUAUGUCAAUGCUCCACUUGACAGAGAGUCAGUGGACCGUUACCUACUCAAGGUGCGUGCCAUAGACAAUGGCUCACCCCCCAGACACACUGAUCACUCGCUCACCAUCAACAUCCUGGACGUCAAUGACAAUGCGCCCGUUAUUGAAAGCCAGAGGGGCUACAACGUCAGCAUAAGCGAGAAUGUUGGAGGAGGUACGUCAGUGCUCCGCGUGACAGCUACAGACAGGGACAUCGGCCCCAACGCCAUGCUGUUCUACUACAUCACCGCCGGAAACCAGGAUCUAACCUUCCGCAUGGACCGUGUGACAGGAGAGAUGGUAACACGUCCAGCCCCUCCGGAUCGCGAGCGCCAGCAAGAAUAUCGACUCGUUGUCACAGUGGAAGAUGAUGGCACGCCACCUUUGUCGACUUCAACAACCAUAUACGUUCGCAUCGUGGACGAGAACGACAAUGCCCCAGAAUUUCCCGAGGAGGAGUAUGUCACAGUGCUGAGCGAGGGGCCCGAAACGGUGGGUGCCACCAUCGCCACGGUAACAGCUAUUGACCCAGAUGAGGGUCUGAAUGGCACCUUGCGAUACGCCAUCGCUCGCGGCAACCUCAUCCAAACCUUUAACAUCAACAGCAUCACGGGGAGGAUCACUGCUGUAAAGGAGCUGGACUACGAGAUCAGCAACGGACACUAUGCACUGGUUGUCACAGCGACGGACCAGUGUCCAAAACCUGCUCUACGUUUGACCUCUAGCACAACAGUGGUCGUGAAUGUCUUAGAUGUGAACGAUGUUACACCCGCUUUCCCCAGAGCCUAUGAGGGACCAUUCGAGGUGACUGAGGGCCAGCCGGGUCCCCGGGUCUGGACUCUCAGAGCCAGCGAUGAAGACUCCGGCCUUAACGGCAAAGUAGAAUACAGCAUCACCGGUGGAGAUCACCAGAAUGAGUUUAUGGUUUCCCCCGUGGAGGGCGAGCUUCGGGUGAGGAAGGAUGUAGAGCUGGACAGAGAGACCACAGCCUUCUACAACAUCACUGUCACAGCUCGAGAUCUGGGCACUCCGUCUCGCAACAGCUCGGUGGUGGUGGGGAUCCAGGUCCUAGACAUCAACGACAACGACCCCGUCCUCCUGAAUCUGCCGUACAACACCAGCGUGAGCGAGGGCGCGUCCAUACACACCUCUGUAGCCAGAGUCCGAGCGAGAGAUGCAGACAGCGGGCGCAACGCACUGCUCACUUAUAACAUCACCGCUGGCAACCAGGAUGGAGCCUUCUACAUCAUUGACACUACAGGUGUGGUUCAGGUGAACAGACCGCUGGACAGAGAGCGGGUAGCUGAGUACAGACUCACUAUAACUGUCAAAGACAACCCUGAGAACUCUCGCAUCGCUCGCAGGGAUGCAGACCUCUUGGUGAUCACUAUACUGGACGAGAAUGACAAUAGGCCUGUAUUCAGCAGGAGCAGCUACAGGGCUGAGAUCACAGAGAACUCUGCAGCAGGCACCACUGUAGCAGUGUUGAAUGGGCCGGUUCUGGCUGAGGAUAAAGACAUCGGACCCAAUGCUGUGGUGAAGUACCGACUGCUGGGGGCCAGGGUGGACCUCUUCCAUGUAGAUGCUAACACUGGUGUUAUUUAUGUGCGACAGGGGGUGACGUUGGACCGUGAGGGGUUUCAGGAACCUCGCGUCGAGCUGUUCCUAGUUGGGGAGGACGUAGGGGGUUUAAACAGCAGUGUUCCUCUCACAGUUACAAUCCUGGACCAGAAUGACAACCCACCUGUUUUCAGCCCAUCCAGUUUCAGUGUGCGACUCCCUGAGAACAGCCCCACUGGUGUGGUGGUGACCCAGCUCUCUGCCACAGAUGCAGACUCAGGUGCUAAUGGCUGGCUGAUGUAUCGGCUGGAAAGCGGCGCUCAGGAUCGCUUUGUAGUCGACCCUAUCUCUGGUGCUGUCCUAGUGGGAAACACCACCCUCGACAGAGAAGAGCGCGGGUCUUACCGCCUCGUUGUCAUGGCAACCGACCGUGGCACACCACCUAUGACGGGCACAGCCACUCUGACGGUCAUCCUGGAUGAUGUCAAUGACUCACGACCCCGAUUUCUAGAACCCAUAACCAUGAUAAAUGUAAAUGAGUCCACACCACCUGGUGUGGUGGUGGCCACGCUGACAGCUGAGGACCCCGAUCUGCAUCCCCGGCUGGAGUAUUACAUUAUCUCAGUGGAAGCAAAGGAUGAUGGGAACAACCCAGUGGAUGGUCUGCAGGAGUCCUUUGGCAUUGAUUUACACACUGGUGCAGUGUUUGUACGCAACCCACUCAACAGAGAGAUGGUAGCCACCUUUGAAAUCAUUGUGUCUGUCCAUGACAAUGCCAGUGAUGUUAUUGACAAGUCAGGCAGUGUUCCUAAUGCGAGACUAACCAUCAACGUGUUGGAUGUAAAUGACAAUGCUCCUCGAUUCCGCCCCUUCGGAGUAUCAAACUUCACAGAGAAGAUUUUAGAAGGAGCUCAGCCAGGCACAACACUGCUCUCAGUGUCAGCCGUAGACCCAGAUAAAGGUCCCAACGGCCAGGUUAUCUACCAGCUGCUCCACUUGCCCCGAGGUGGUUACGUUAGACUGGAGGACCCCUCCACUGGUAAGAUUGUAGCCAACCAGACGGUGGAUUUUGAGCAAAUACAAUGGCUGAAUUUCACGAUUCGGGCCCAGGACCACGGCACUCCUCCUCGGAUAGCUGAGCUGCCAGUUUAUCUGCGCAUAGUGGAUGUCAAUGACAACAACCCUGUCUUCCUCCAACCCUCAUAUCAGGAGCCUGUGUUUGAGAAUGUGAACUUGGGCACUACCAUUGUUCGUGUCAGCGCUACAGACGCUGAUUCUGGCCUCUUUGCUGUUAUUGAGUACAGCCUGGUAGAUGGGGAAGGCAAGUUUGGCAUCAGACCAUCUACUGGAGAGAUAUACAUCCUCUCUCCUUUGGACAGAGAGACAAAGGACCACUAUACCCUAACCGCUGUCGCCCGCGACAACCCCGGUGGCAUCUCCAACAACAGAAGAGAGAACUCUGUCCAGGUCCUGGUGACAGUUCUCGAUGUCAACGAUUACCGGCCUCGCUUCACGGAUCGUGUGUUCAGCACCAGCGUGUUUGAGAAUGAGCCCAGUGGUACAUCUGUGAUCACUGUGAAGGCUACUGAUCUGGAUGAAGGAGAGAACGGUGCAGUCCUCUACACCAUGCUGGGACCCCACUCAGAUGCUUUCUCUCUAGAUCCAAACACAGGGCUGGUGCGUUCUCGCCGUCUGCUUCAGUCCUCUGAGCGUUUCAACCUGACUGUGGUGGCUACAGACCAGGGACGUCCUCCCAUGUGGGGAACUGCAGACCUGAUCAUCACAGUCAUCGACGUCAACGACAACAGACCUGUGUUUGUCAGGCCUGCUAAUGGGACUAUCAUCCAUAUCUCAGAGGAACAGCCCCCGGGCCUGCCGGUGUACGAGGUGCACGCAACAGACUCAGAUGAGGGGGUGAAUGGAGAGGUUCGCUAUGGCUUCCUGCAGACUGGAGCAGGUAACAGAGACUGGGAAAAUUUCCACAUCGAUGCCAUGACUGGAGUCAUCACAACCACUGUCAAACUGGAUCGAGAAAAACAGGCCCUACACAGCCUUAUCAUUGUGGCCCGUGACAUGGGCCAGCCAGUGCCUUAUGAAACCACACAGCCUCUACAGGUGGCGCUGUUGGACAUUGAUGACAAUGAGCCUGUCUUUCUCAAACCACCGCGUGACAGCUUGCCUUACCAGAAGCUGACAGUGCCUGAGCAUUCCCCUCCAGGUACUGUGGUGGGGAACGUGACCAGAGCUGUGGACGCCGAUGAAGGCUCCAAUGCUAUUGUCUACUACUUUAUUGCAGGGGGAAACAGUGAUGGAAACUUUGGCUUGAGUCUAGAAGGAGAGCUGAAGUUGCAUAAAGAUCUAGACCGGGAGGAGAUCCCGGUCUACUCCAUCAUUAUCAAAGCUUCUAGCAACAGGAGCUGGACUCCUCCAAGAGGUCAGAGGGCAGCACGGGCCAAAGCCCUGGAUCCCUCACGUGACCCCAGCCUGCUGGAGGUCCGUAUUGAACUGGACGACAUCAAUGACCAGAAACCACGCUUCACCAAGGUGGAGUACACUGCAGGAGUUGCAGCUAAUGCCAAAGUGGGCUCAGAGUUAAUCAAGGUCGUAGCUAUAGAUAAUGACAUCGGCAACAACAGCUUGGUCCAAUAUCACAUUGUUACAAUCCGCUACUUCCCAUCACAGAGCAAUGGUAGUGAGGAUGUUGGCAGCAUCUUCACCAUUGGUUUGACAGAUGGCAUCAUCCGAACAUAUGACCUCUUCACAGCCUACAAUCCAGGCUACUUUCAGCUGGAGAUUUUGGCAUGCGACUUCGCAGGACACAGCACCACUACCAAUGUGAAUAUCUACAUCCUCCGGGACGACCAGAGGGUCAAGAUAGUCUUCAAUGAGAUCCCAGACCUGGUCCGGGAAAACCAGGAAGAUUUCAUUAACCUGCUGUCAAACAUCACUGGAGCCAUUGUCAACUUAGAUGAUAUACAGUUCCAUGUGGACAAGAAGGGCAGGGUGAAUUAUGCUCAUACUGACAUGCUGAUCCAUGUUGUCAACAAUCAGACCAACACCAUCCUGGAUGUUGAAAGGGUAAUCCAGAUGAUCGACGAGAACAAGGAGCAGCUGAGAAACCUGUUCAGAAAAUACAACGUUGUGGACGUUCAGCCUGCUGUCAGUGACAAACUGCCCGAUGACAUCACCACACUACAGCUGGUCAUCAUUAUCCUGGCUGUAUUACUGUGCCUGGCAGGAAUUUUGUUUGUCACAAUGAACUGGCAUUAUCGCAGAGUGCACGAGAGGAAGCUGAAAGCUAUCGUUGCAGGAUCAACAGGAAACCAGGGUCUAAUGGACAUCCUGGAUAUGCCCAACACUAACAAGUACUCUUUUGAGGGGGCUAAUCCGGUGUGGUUGGACCCAUUCUGUCGCAACCUGGAGCUGGCUGCCCAGGCUGACCAUGAGGACGACCUACCAGAGAACCUGAGUGAAAUAACUGACCUGUGGAACAGCCCUGCACGCACUCAUGGCACAUUUGGUCGAGAACCUCAAGCAAAGCCUGAGGAUGAUCGUUACUUGAGAGCGGCCAUUCAGGAGUACGACAACAUCGCUAAGCUGGGUCAGAUCAUGAGGGAAGGGCCUAUCAAGGGUUCCCUGCUGAAGGUGGUCCUGGAUGACUACCUGAGGCUGAAAAAGCUCUUUGCAGCCCGACUCGUCACUGUAUCCACCAGCCAGGGAGAUCACUCAUCAGUCACUGAGCUGAUCCAAAGUGAUCUGGAUGAUGAUGAAGAUGAGCGUCUGAGCAUGGGCGGGGGUCGCGGUACUCUCCGCUUCAAACAUAAGCUUCCUGUGGAGUUGAAGGGUCCAGAAGGUGUUCACGUGGUCCACGGCAGCACAGGUACCCUCCUGACCUCCGAUCUCAACAGCCUGCCAGAGGAUGACCAGCGGGCCCUGGCACGUUCUCUGGAGGCACUGAACGCUGAUGGGGGGCUUUAUUCUGAGCGUAAUGCCCGCACAGAGUCGGCCAAGUCCACCCCGAUGCACCGUCACAAGGAUGGGGACACCCUGUCGGAGAGUCCCCUGGAAAUCACAGAGUUAUGACUAGCCGAGGCCUCGCUGGUCUGAGCCCAACCAUGACUCGUGUGUGUCCUUGUGCCUCCACAGCGCCGUCCUGACCAGGUUGGGGAGGCAUGGGGAGGACCGUAGGUGGAGUGUGUGUAGUCUAGGGAACCUCAUCAGCCAACCCCAGUGCAUCAGUGAGACAGCCUGACAGAGCACUUACUCACAAUUGGGUUGGUUUGAGUGGAUUGUUUGGUACUUCAAGAACAGGUUUAUUCAGAUGAAAUGGAAAAUCACAGAGCAGAGCACUCGUCUUCAGCAAGACAAAACCAACAAGUGUCAUCGACUGUCAUCCAAAGAGUGGAAUGGACCAGAGAAAAUAAUCCUCCCUGUGGGAGAUGCUUGUUGAACCUUGACCGUAUAAUCGUCAAAAGGUGCCUCAUUCUCACUAAUCCUUUUGAAGUCAUACCUGGACUGCAUACACUCAAACAAACACAAUACACACACUCAAAAAAUGAAGCUACACACUCAGACCAGCAUAUGGCCACCAAUGGGACACUGAGAAAAUUACGCAAUUCCUUGUCUGUUCUGAUACAUUUUUUGUUUAAAUUUUGAAAGAUGAUGCAAUCAGUAUUGAAGUGGCGAGGAUGAGACAGUAAGACCUUUUUCAAGAUAAAGUAACAUUAAUGUUUUUGGGAAAUUAUAGAUGGACUUCCAAUGCAAAAAGAGCACUUCCAGUCAUUUCACCAGUGAUGCUUGUAAGAUGAAGUCUUCACCUGACACCAAGAGAAAGAGGGAUCCUUGCCUUAGUGCAAUUGUUGACAUACUGUAAUAAUGAAAAAGCUUUGUCCGAUCAAUGAGAAAAAGACAAAAGAGCACCCAGUCUACAGGGCAGCAGUGAACAUUCAGACCCUGGUCCAGCUCUCAUCUUUAGCAUGUACUGAGUCUCUCAUGUACAAGGAUACUCCUCGCUGAUAACUGGAAGACUUCUCAAAUAAUGUCAAUGGUGAAAGAAGGAUGAACAUUGUCUGGAACUGGAGCCACACAAACUUUUAUGAUAAAUUUGAUAUUAAAUGCAAUCAAAGAGAGUCUACGUAAGGACUAAUAGAUGGAUGAAUAAAAAAGAAUAAAUUGUUGCAUUUUAUAAAUAUAAAGAUGGCAUUGUGCCCACAAAGACUUUACACUGCCACCUGAGGGAGUAAAACAGUCAUGCUCAAAAUGAGCAAUGUUUGCUUUAUUUUUUUAUUUUAUAGAAAAUGUGAUGGAAUUAAAAGAUAUUUUUGAAGAAAAAUGCAGGCUUACCAAAACAGGUAGGGAACUUUUCUGGAUGUCUGUUGGAGUAUGUGUAUAUUGUGCUAUGGUGACAUACUGUAUGUUGUUCUGUUUUCCUUUAUAUGACAACUGACGCUGUUUAUGAUGAGUGGUGUGUUUUUAAAAUUAAUUUUUAUAUUCCCAUUUUGUAAGUUUUUAUUUCUUUGUCAUUAUUGUCACCAGCCCCGAGAUCUAUGUUGGGAAAUGUUGUUGGAUGA